Messenger RNA from Lactuca sativa (garden lettuce), 933 nucleotides. RefSeq lists its product as uncharacterized. NCBI's taxonomy places the organism in Eukaryota, Viridiplantae, Streptophyta, Magnoliopsida, Asterales, Asteraceae. The record is from RefSeq and is a predicted model, not a curated record.
AUGCACGAGGGGACGUGUAAGGCGGGGAGUUCGGGCUAUUACAAGUGCGGCCGAACUGGUCAUAUGAGCCGAGAUCGCACAGCCACUACCACCACCACGAAAACAGCAGAUCUGAUUUGCUUCCAGUACAAUCAAAGGGAACACAAGCAGUCCCAGUACCCGAGCUUAGCAACAGCAGGGAAGGUGGUAGCGCCUUCUCCUACCACAUUGAGGAUUACAGAUGGCCGUCAGGGCUGGGCUGAGUCGCCUACGGUGCGGUGCAGGGCUUUUCAGCUUACUGUAAAGGAGGCACGAGCAGCUCCUAACGUGGUGAAGGCUAUGAUCGUUCCUAGUGAAUGGUAUGAAUUUUUUCAAUUAAGAUAUGAUGCUAGAGGUAGACGAGGGUUUACAACGUUGCAGAAAUGUGUUACAGUCAUUCGUUUGAUGGUUAUGGGGGAGUCACCCGACACCAUGGACGACUAUAUGAGAAUGUCCGAAAGAACCAUAAGGGAGAGUUUGUAUACAUUGUCAAGGGGUAUCGUUGCAACAUUUGGAGACGUGUAUUUGCGGAAACCUUCGUUACAUUAUUUGCAAGAAUUAUAUGCGGUGCAUGAAGAACGUCAUGGGUUUCCCGGAAUGAUCGGAAGCAUUGAUUGCACACAUUGGAAAUGGAAAAAUUGUCCGGUAGCAUGGAAAGGGCAAUACGCAAGUAGUUAUCACGAAUCGCCUUUGUUGGUUUUAGAGGUUGUUGUUUCUCAAGAUUUAUGGAUUUGGCAUGCAUUUUUUGGGGUUGCGGGUUCCAACAAUGACGUCAACGUUCUUGAUCAGACGCCAAUAUUCGACGAUCUUUUGAAUGGAAAGACCCCGGAUGCUCCUUUCAUGGUGAAUGGAAACAAAUACAAAUAUGAAUAUUACAUUAUAGAUGGAAUAUAUCCUCAGUAUCCACAUUCGUGA